AUGGACGUCACAGCGCCCGUUCUCGUCGCCACAGGCGAUUACCUUCCUGAUGACCCGACGUGUCCGACCCACAGUCUACGCAUAAUCGCCAUCUCGGCGGAGCACCACGCGCAAUAUCCUACGACCAUGAAGGACGUCCAACGCGAGGGCGGCGGUCGCAAACGUACUCUGAGCCUGCAGGGUGCUCUCCUACGCCUCUCGCACAUCUCCCCUUCGCCUUCACGCACGGACUUCCCGCGCUCGCCAUUACAGGCCGAAACACCCCGUUCGCCUUUGCAAGAACGCGCGCCUUCACCGCUCUCGGCCGACCUUCUCGAUGAAGACCCGUUCGCUGCCUCUCCUGCCAGCACCGCCACAUCUCCGACAUCUUUAUACCACGAUUACGAUGAUACCUCCGCUAACGUGCCCUUUCCUGUUGCGGGCCCGUCCAACCCGCCCACUGUACCUCGACCGUCUUUGAACUCGAGCUUGUCUGUCCCAAACCUUGGUGAUGGGCCCGGUCCUUUGUCGCGCGGUCGCCAGCUACGCCCUGCGGCCAGCAGACCGGCGAUCAAGCCCCGCCCGUCCUUGCCGUCCCUCAACAUCCUUGCGCAUACCGACUACGUCUAUCCAGCGAUCCGCGCAAGAGCAGGCACGCUAGGCGCCCGACUACCCGUUGACCCUUGGGUGAACGCGAGCAACGAUCCCUCCAACGAGGCGCUCGUCGAGUCCCCCACUUCCCCGACCCAGGCGCAUGACGCAGAUGCUGCGGCCGACCCUACAAAUGAACUUCUGGCCGACGUGCCGCCUGUCUGGGACGUCACGGUGCCAGCAUUGAUCGAAGACAGCCAGGAGUUGGAGAUCACUACUCUUUCCCUACCUGGAAGCUCGCUCGUCUCGCCGGUAUUCUCAGAUGUAUCGGACACUUCGGACAGCGAGUUCCUGCCUGCGCUGGCGAUGAAUGGCGGCGUGAACGAGCGCACUAGCCAGAUGUUUAGCGCCGUAUACGACGUCUUCACGCGCUUCACCUCCCAAUCGCCGCCGCCUUCGACUUCCCGUCCAACUUCUCGACACUCGACUUCGCCUUCGCGUACGUCUUCCGAGUCUGAUCGCGAACACGGGCAUGGUGCCCCUCUGCUGUCUCCGUCUUCCAGCACGGAAAGCGGGAGCAGUGCAUACAGUAUCUCUACACCCCCGUCUCCGUCCUCCAGUGUGUACCCGCUGAGCGCCCGAGUGCGUUCGCCGGACUCCGGUGCUAGUGUGACGCCCACCAAUACCAUGUAUAUCUCGGACUCCCUCUCCCUCUAUCAGGACGAGGACGACGAGUCGGCGCCCAGCUCCGCCAGUACGGCUCGCACCAGCCAGUUCUGGGAUAAGAGGUCAAGCAUACUCAGCUUCGUGAGCUCGGACGGGCAUGACGUCUAUGAAGACGCUGCCGACUUGGUUGAAGCCAUGGACGCGGAUGGCUACGGCUCUUCGCGGAGCCGUGGGUACUCGGGCGGCAAUUCAACCUCCAACGGCCAUGGGUAUGGCAACGGCGCUUCCUCGUUUUCGAGGAGUUUUGGCGUGUCUUCAUCUCGGCCCAAUGGUGCCGGCGGCGGUGGUGGUGGGGGUGAAGACCCGCGACGACCAUAUCAGUCCCAUAAUGGGCCUCCUGCGGCAGUCGAUGUGGAUUCAGACUCAGAUGACGAUGAUAAGCCACUUGCACAGAGCAUCCCUGGUGCUCUCAGGGCCCAGCGUACUAUUCGCCGACAAGCACGCGAGGAGACUGCAGAACGACGUAGGCAGCGAUCAGUCAGAAGCACGGAGCGUACCAGCCGCAAUGUUGCUGCCUCUCAGUCUCUGCACCCGCCUGCGCCUUUGGACACGCAAGCACGGGCCGAACCUCGUACAGCUCCUCAUACGGCAACGGUUCGUGUCGGUGCACAGGACAUAGUCGCGCCCGCGCCUGUUCGGCGAACACGCGGUCGAGCUGCGACAAUCUCCGGGCAGAGCGGUCCCCCGCAACUACCAAAACCACAGGCGCAAGAUGUUAUGCCGGACGAUCUCGUUCGUCGAUUACAGGGUGUACAGAUGGGCCAUCUGUCUGCUCAGCCUGCCCCGUCCGCUCAACAUCUACAAAACGGAUACGGCAACACUCCCGGUCAGACGCAGCACGCGUCGUACCGGCGCCCGAGCACCGACCAAGAGCGGAAAGCACACUCGCGUCGCGGGAGCUGGGAUGACUUCGGGUCGCAGCCUGCCCCUCCAAUGCCGCCACCGCCUACGGAGCACACGUUGCGUCCUCAACGCUCUCUGCACAAUCUUACCACGCCGCCAUCCACUUCGCUCUCAGCAUCGGCCCCCGUCGGACACCUUGGGCGGAGUAAUAGUCUUGCGCGUCCGUCGCGAGGACGCGAAGCAUCGCCCGUGCCUCCACCGAUGCCAUCAGUACCAGCUGUGGGCGCGCCCCUAACCCGCAGCAAGUCGCGUCGCGAACCAGACGAAACCCAACUCGGGGCAUCCCUUGCACGCGGCCGCUCACGCCGCGAUGUGGACGAGCCUCAGGCCGGAGCCUCGCUUUCGCGCAACAAAUCACGUCGCGAGCAACCAGAUCUCCCACCGGCAUAUUCUGCGGCUAAUCAAGCAUCGCCUCCUAUGCGCUCGCGUAGUGUGCGAAGACCCGGGACGGCGGGCGGGGAUGCUGCACCGCCUGUACCCGCGCCUGUACCACAGUCGCAGACCCGCGAGCCCGCUUUCCAGGUCACUUCGCGGCAAGGCCAUCAAGGACAUACCCCGCACCUGUCGCAGUCCGAGAACCGUUUGCAGGCAUUCCAGCAGCGCGUCUACGUUUUCGACAUGCAGCGCUUCCAUAUGGUGGAGCUGGGUGCGAACACGCGUGCACAGGACGUUCUUGCCGCGCUGGAGACGCAGGGUGUACUCGAUGGAUGGGCGGGGGCGGGAGGCUGGGCUCUAUGUGAGAUCGCGCAAGAUCUUGGCAUGGAACGUCCCUUGCGACCGUUUGAGGUCGUCCACGACGUACUCAAGAGUUGGGAUAAGGGACGGAUGAACAACGUCUUCCUCGCGAAGAAGUGCGCGCUUGCAGACACGCUUGGCGCGCGUAACCUUCCGAGCGCUCUACCGCGGCGUGGCGCAUACGUUGAGUACGAGGUCAAGCGCGGGUCAUGGAAGAAGCGGUGGUUGGAGCUCAGGGAGCAGGGCUUGUGGUUGGCGAAGAAGGACACGGGCAAGGACGAGAUGUUCUUGUGCUCGGUGUCGAGCUUCGAUGCAUAUGCGCUCACUCGGCCCAUGAAGUCGCCGAAGCCGUUUGUCUUCGCGGUGAAGAGCACAGACAAUCUCACCUUCUUCGAGAACGUGGCCGACUACGUUCACGUCUUCUCCUGCGGCGAAGGAGAUGGUAGGCAGUGGAUCGAGAAGAUCAUGCUCGCUCGGUCUUACAUCAUGAACCAAGAGCGCAAUGUGAUCGCCUCUGCUGCAGGCCAACCGCCCACACCCGGCUUGCUCGCUGGUGGCUCAGGCGCCUUGAAGCGCUCGGGCACGCGCAAACGCGAGGUGCCCGCACAACCACUCAUUGACGUGUCCCCACCCGCGGCAGCCGUCGCGGCCGCGCAAGCGCCAGUAUUCGAACCGGGUUCGUUACUAGCGCGCCGUUAG
Peniophora sp. CBMAI 1063 is the source of this 3633-nucleotide messenger RNA. Lineage: Eukaryota; Fungi; Basidiomycota; Agaricomycetes; Russulales; Peniophoraceae. The record is from the annotation of a GenBank genome assembly.